Messenger RNA from Nothoprocta perdicaria, 4362 nucleotides. It is a transcript of the gene CLSTN2, whose product is annotated as calsyntenin 2. NCBI's taxonomy places the organism in Eukaryota, Metazoa, Chordata, Aves, Tinamiformes, Tinamidae. The record is from RefSeq and is a predicted model, not a curated record. The coding region runs from base 16 to 2838 and encodes 940 amino acids. Gene Ontology annotation, biological process: homophilic cell-cell adhesion; positive regulation of synaptic transmission; positive regulation of synapse assembly. Gene Ontology annotation, molecular function: kinesin binding; calcium ion binding; X11-like protein binding. Gene Ontology annotation, cellular component: postsynaptic membrane; cell surface. The transcript has 17 exons.
GAGGAGACACCUCUGAUGGAUUCAGCGAGUUUCCUCUUGAUGGGACUUAGAGAUGGGCUCUUGAAUAAACACAAACCCUGGAUUGAGACAUCCUACCAUGGGAUCAUAACGGAGAACACCGACAGUGUGAUUCUGGAUCCGCCUCUCGUUGCUUUAGAUAAAGAUGCGCCUGUUCCCUUUGCAGGUGAAAUCUGUGCUUUUAAAAUCCAUGGGCAAGAAAUGCCAUUUGAAGCAGUUGUGCUAAACAAGACCUCUGGAGAAGGUCGUCUUCGAGCAAAAAGUCCGAUUGACUGUGAGCUGCAGAAGGAGUACACAUUCAUCAUUCAGGCCUAUGACUGUGGAUCAGGACCAAGUGGAACAAACUGGAAGAAAUCUCACAAGGCAGUGGUCCAUAUCCAGGUUAAGGAUGUCAAUGAGUUUGCACCAGCUUUCAAGGAGAGUGUGUAUAAGGCCACAGUGACAGAGGGAAAGAUCUAUGAAAGUAUCCUGCAAGUAGAAGCCUUGGAUGAGGACUGUUCUCCACAGUACAGCCAGAUAUGCAAUUAUGAAAUUGUCACAACAGAUGUUCCUUUUGCUAUUGACAGAAAUGGUAACAUCAGAAACACUGAAAAGCUGAGCUACGAUAAACAGCACCAGUAUGAGAUAAUGGUGACAGCUUCGGACUGCGGGCAAAAACAUGCAACCGAAAAUGUCUUGGUACAAGUUAAUGUCAAACCAGUGUGCAAGCCAGGCUGGCAAGACUGGAGCAAACGCAUCGAGUACAGGCCUGGUUCCGGCAGCAUCCCUUUGUUUCCCAGCAUUCAUCUGGAGACAUGCGACGGGCCAGUUUCCUCCAUACGUGCCACCAUCGAACUGCAGACCAGUCACAUUAGGAAGGGCUGUGACCGUGAGACGUACUCUGAAAAAUCUCUGCAGAAGCUCUGUGGAGCCUCCUCAGGUGCCAUUGACCUGUUACCGUCUCCUAGUGCAACAAUGAACUGGACAGCUGGGCUACUCAUGGACAGCAACGACAUGAUUUUUAAAUUUGAUGGAAAGCAAGGAGCCAAAAUUCCAGAUGGAAUAGUUCCAAAGAACUUAACUGAUCAGUUCACCAUCACCAUGUGGAUGAAACAUGGACCUAGCCCAGGAUUAAGAGCUGAGAAAGAGACUAUUCUAUGCAACUCUGAUAAGACAGAGAUGAACCGACAUCACUACGCGCUGUACGUGCACAACUGCCGCUUGGUGUUUCUGCUGAGGAAGGAUUUUGACCAGGCAGACACCUUCCGUCCUGCAGAGUUCCACUGGAAACUGGACCAGAUCUGUGAUAAAGAGUGGCAUUACUAUGUUGUCAAUGUUGAGUUUCCCGUUGUUACCUUAUACAUGGAUGGAACAACAUACGAACCUUACCUGGUGACCAAUGACUGGCCUAUUCACCCUUCACACAUAGCCAUGCAGCUAACUGUCGGUGCUUGUUGGCAAGGAGGUGAAGUCACUAAGCCCAGAUUUGCUCAAUAUUUCCAUGGCAGCUUGGCCGGUCUUACUAUCCGGCCUGGCAAAAUUGAGAGUCAGAAAGUGAUUUCCUGUUUGCAGGCCUGCAAGGAAGGUCUGGAUAUUAAUUCUCUUGAGAGUCUUGGACAAGGAAUAAAGUAUCACUUCAACCCUUCCCAGUCAGUCCUUGUCAUGGAAGGAGAUGACAUUGAGAAGAUCAAUCAAGCUCUUCAAAAGGUGUCAUAUAUCAACUCCAGACAGUUUCCUACCGCAGGUGUACGGCGUCUCAAAGUCUCAUCUAAAGUCCAAUGUUUUGGUGAAGAUGUCUGCAUUAGUAUCCCAGAUAUAGAUGCAUAUGUAAUGGUGUUUCAGGCCAAUGAGCCCAAGAUUACAGUAAGUGGAAUGGACCACUUUGCUAGACCAGCUGCACAAUUUGAAACUGAAAGAGGUGUUACUCUGUUACCUGAUAUCAGGAUUGUCAGCACAGUCACUAAAAUGGAGUAUCCAGUGGACCUAAAAGAAAACGAUAAAGCAAAUAAGCCAGUUGUAUUAGAGCAAAUGCUUCACAACCUGGAUUUCUGUGAUGUUUUGGUCAUUGGCAUGGAACUAGAUCCUGAAAAAGAGUGUUUAGAACUAGAUCAUGAGGAGCUUCAAGGGAAACAUCUAGAUGCCACAAAUUCCACUGCAGGAUAUUCAAUCUAUGGCGUGGACACCAUGCACAAUUAUGAACAGGUUCUUCGGCAGAUUAGGUAUCGCAAUUGGUACACUUCUGCCACCUUUGACAGAAAGUUCAGAGUGAAGUGCUCAGAGCUAAAUGGACGUUACACCAGCAAUGAAUUUAACCUGGAGGUUAAUAUUCUACACAGCUCCAACUCCAACUUUAUGGACCAUGUAAAUCAUAUGAUGGUACAGCCACAAUUUCUCCAACCUGUCUACCACCCAGAGGGAAGCAUAAGCGCUUCUCACAGCUCAAUCGUUCCAAGCGUGGCUACUGUCGUUAUCAUAAUCUGCGUGAGCGUACUCAUUUUCAUCAUAGCCUUGGGGGUCUACAGGAUUCGGACAGCUCAUCAGCUCAGCUCCCCAGACAACGAAGGAAGUAAAGAAAAUGAAAUGGACUGGGAUGAUUCUGCUUUGACUAUUACCGUCAACCCCAUGGAGAAAUAUGAAAAGUCUCAUCAGGCAGAAGAGGAGACUGAGGAGGAGGAAGAGGUAGAAGAUGAAGAGGAAGACACAACCAGCGCUGAAUCAGAUGAAACUGAAGAGGAGGAGGAAGAGGAGGAAGAGGAGGAAGUGAUUGUCCAAAAGGGAGACAAACAGAGUGUCACCAGGCAAGAGCAGCUGGAGUGGGAUGAUUCAACACUCCCAUACUAAAAGCCCUCCUGCCACACUGAUCCUUUUGUAAACACCAAUACAAUGUUUUUUUUUUUCAGAGUCUUUGAAUUCAUUGACAGAAUUUGAACUUUUGCUUGCCUAUAACUGUUUUUGCCUAAAAUGAUUUUGUUGUUUUACCUGGUAAUGAUAGAACUGACCCUCUUCCUAGGUGUGAGUUAAAAAGCCUGAAGAAAACACAGUACAAACAUAUUGGCAUCACCAAUAAUAAUCUGKGACUUGAUCUAUUAGCUAGUCCUCUAUUUCCUGUUUCUCUACCAUAUAUAUGAGACAGAAGUCCUGUCACUCAAGCUAUAGAGGUUUUUUGCCUUUGCUCUUUUUCAUAAAGGAGUGAUUUCAACCUGUUAUGAAGAAUACAUUUGUGCKCCAAGUAACCCAGUUGCCAUUUGGCUUCACAAUUUUACACAUGUAAAAUGUAAUUCACCUUCAAAUUAGGGCAGAGUUCUAGUACUACAGGUGACAGAGACAGAAUUCCAUUUAUAUUCUCUUCUGCCUUCUUGGAUGUUAACUGUCUUCUGCGAGGUAUUAUUAUUUAGGACUUGCAAUUACAUGCCUGUGUGCCUGUGCAGAUAUGGACAGCUUAUUUUUCAGAACUGCUGUCAGAACCUGAAAAGGCUUUUAGACAACCCACCCAGGAAAACUUAUCAGGAAGUUUUAAAAAACCAGCAACAAGGGAUGCUGGAGGUUACCAAAAAAAUACCUAUCAUUCUAUGUCCACAGACAAGAGUCUGUUGGUAAUACUAUCUUAGGCAAAACGCAAAUUUUAAUGGGAGUGAUUGAUUUACUAAAAAAAAGCUGUAGAGCUGCUCAUUACUUAUGGAUUCAGCAAUUUGCAGCAAUGUUUUACACUCUGUCCUGUAAAAUCACUAUCUGGCUACAGUAUUUUACCGAAGAAGCAGAAAAUAACUGAUGCCCAUUAUUCAAUAGCUAUGUGUGGUGGGGAUUUAACAAAUGAUUUUACAUGAGGAAAAUGUUCCUUUUUGCUUUACUGGAUAAUGCCAGCUUGAAUACCUGUCUAGUUUUAUUCGAGAAACAUUAUGCCCURUUUCUUCUGAAUCCUUAACCCACCAAAUAGGGGCACAACAGAACAAACAUAGACAACUGUCAGCUCUCCUUCAUACUUACAGCUCUUUUUUUCAUGUUCCUGAAGCCAUUGUCAUCAAGAAAAGGUUUUAUAAAGUAAAACAAGAACAGGUAAAACCUACCUGGUACCAAAAGAAGUUUAAAAAAAAAAAAAAAAGAACUCUUAAAAGCUUGUGAGAGUAUUUUAGUUUGUUAUGGUAACACAGCAUAUUUUUCUUAAGCACUGUUGAAAGAGUUAAAAAAAAAAAAGAAAACUAUGUAUAAUGUGUUGGUAAGUCUGUGUGAUGUGUUCUUUGUCCCCAUUCCUUAAUAUUUUGUAUCCUCAAAUGAUCUGCGUAACUAUAGRUAAAGCACUUUCUAGGAUAACUAUUCUAAUGCAUAAAAACAAAAUGAAAUGGAAGUGAAUGUUGCCUUGUGCUUUUC